AUGGGAUGGGCAAUAGCUAUGCGUCCUACCUGGACACCAAUUUCCUUCAUAGCAGUGAGUGAAGAUAUCAAAGAUCGAGAAGCGUUUUUGACAGAGCACUCUCAAUCUAUAAGAGGCGUGGUAUGCGGCAGAAAGGACGAGAUUAAUGCAGAGCUGAUCGAUGCUCUUCCUUGUUUGGAGAUUGUGGCCACCAGCAGCGUUGGAGUGGAUAAGGUUGAUUUGGCCAAGUGUAGGCAGCGCAACAUUGCGGUGGUCUAUUCUCCUGAUGUGUUGACAGAUGAAGUGGCGGAUUUGGCCGUCGCUCUUAUGCUCGAUACCCUUCGUCACAUUUCAGCUUCUGAUCGCUAUGUUCGCCAGGGCCUGUGACAGAGUAAGGGAGACUACAAGCUAACUUGCAAGGUAAUUUUUUGUAGAUACAACGUGGUUCCUGAUGUUGCAGAUGAUGUUUCGGGUAUGACUCAGUUUUGUUUACUUCUAUCUCUUUGUCAAU
Cryptomeria japonica (Japanese cedar) is the source of this 490-nucleotide messenger RNA. Its product is annotated as glyoxylate/hydroxypyruvate/pyruvate reductase 2KGR-like. The coding region runs from base 1 to 366 and encodes 121 amino acids. Lineage: Eukaryota; Viridiplantae; Streptophyta; Pinopsida; Cupressales; Cupressaceae. The transcript has a single exon. Gene Ontology annotation, molecular function: hydroxypyruvate reductase [NAD(P)H] activity; glyoxylate reductase (NADPH) activity; NAD binding. The record is from RefSeq and is a predicted model, not a curated record. Gene Ontology annotation, cellular component: cytosol.